ACCAAUAGUUGAAGCAAAACCAAAUAUGUUUCCCAUUGAAAUUGGCCAUUGAUUUCACAUCUGUUGGUUUAGAGAAAAUGGAGGCUCAUGAGGAGCUUAGGAGAGAAAUUGGCGAUGGAUCAGGUUCUGCUGUUAAUGCCCCAGUUGUACUCGACAAUGUUGAAACUCUUUCUUCAAAGAAAUUGAAGGAAAUCCCACAUUAUUAUCUCCAGCCUCGUGAAACCGAAAAUGAUCUGGUAGAAGUUGUGGACAAUGCAUUUCUAAUUCCAGUAAUUGAUAUGACCAAACUUCUUGAUCAGCAUUCUUCUGGCCACCGUGAUGAAUUGGCAAGGCUACAUUCGGCUUGUAGAGACUGGGGCUUCUUUCAGUUAAUAAAUCAUGGGGUUCCAGAGGAAAUCGUUGAGAAAAUGAAGAUUGACACAGAGGAAUUCUUUCAGCUACCGCUUGAGAAAAAGAAAGCUUAUGCACAGCUGCCAAAUGGCUUUGAAGGCUAUGGGCAAGCCUUUGUUUUCUCUGAAGAGCAAAAGCUUGACUGGGUAGAUCGGCUCUUCCUUGAUGUUCGGCAUAUUACCAAAAGAAAUGUGAGAUUUUGGCCUACUCAUCCCACCUCUUUUAGAGAAAACUUGGACAAAUACUCGCUGGAAAUGCAGAAACUUACAAUCUGCUUAUUAAAGUUCAUGUCAAGGAAUCUGGGGCUGGACGCAGAGACAUUUACUAGUAUGUUUGAGGAGGGAAGCCAAGGAGUGAGACUAAAUCUUUAUCCACCGUGUAUGCAAGCUAACAAGGUAAUGGGUCUGAGUCCACAUUCUGACGUGAAUGGCUUGUCACUUGCAGUCCAAGUGAAUGAUGUCCAAGGUUUGCAAGUCAAGAAAAAUGGCAAAUGGGUGCCUGUGAAACCCGUUCCGGGCGCAUUUAUCGUCAACAUUGGUGACCUCAUCGAGAUUAUGACCAACGGAGAAUACAAAAGCGUAGAGCACAGAGUUGUUGUGAAUUCGAAAAAGCAUCGUCUUUCAAUUGGUGCAUUUCUUAGUCCAGAUUUCAAAACCAUUAUCGGUCCUGUACCAGGUCUUGUAAAACAGAACGGGCCUAACUACAAAAGUAUUAUCUUCGAGGAUUAUUUGGAGCAAGUUUACCGGAAUAAAAAGAUAAAUAGUAAAAGCCUUAUCGAUCAAAUGAAGCUGGAGAAAUGACUCAAAUCUGAGUACAACUCGUUUGGUCAUAUAGAGUUCAUUGCAAUAGUACACCCUAAUUCCCACAAUGGAUUCUCCCCUACUCUCCUUUUAGCUACCUUUGUAUCAAUGUGUGAACUUUAUGGGUUUGUAUGCGUAUUGAUAUGUUGUAUAUACUAAAUCUAUUUCUAAUAGAUUUGAUUGUAAUUCAAUCUUAAAGGUGUCGUUGUUUAAUUGAUGACUACAGA
Molecule: messenger RNA, 1417 nt
Organism: Morus notabilis
Lineage: Eukaryota; Viridiplantae; Streptophyta; Magnoliopsida; Rosales; Moraceae
Product: S-norcoclaurine synthase 1
Exons: 4
Coding region: 78-1190 (370 amino acids)
Source: RefSeq, a predicted model, not a curated record